GUUUCGUUCCUUGAUGGGAAAGUGCAGCAAGUUGUGGUCCAAGCAGAACCAGUCAGCACAGAUUGCUGAGUAUAUCCAUGCGCAAUGUGGUGUGUAUCUGAAGGUACCGAAUAAGACCAGGUGGAAUUCCACCUUUGAUGCGUUGAAGCAACUACAUGAGCUCCUGUCAACUGUGCCACUAAAAAUGCACGCCAUAAUGGACCGCUGCUCCUUGUCCAGGAUCACAGCUGCCGAGAUUGAAGUGGUACAGGAAUACACAGAGAUUAUGGAGCCACUAGCCCAGUCCCUAGAUAUCCUGCAAUGGGAGAACGGCAUGUUCAUGGGGUAUUUGCUACCAACACUCUGCAAUCUGGACCGCAAGUUAGAAGGACUGGAAAACAAACCUGAGAGGUACACAUACUGUUUUCAGCUGCUGAGAGGUGUGCGCGAAGCCCUAAGAAAGCGGUUUGCAGCUAUCUGGGAGGACAAGAGGCUUCUUCUGGCAGCCUGCCUACACCCUCGCUUCAAACUAGAUUGGCUGGAAUCGUGUCAGGCCACCACCCAUACCAACAAAUACACAAUGGAAGCCUUGUUGAAAGCUGAAAUAAAGAUGGGUGUACUUAAUGAGGACAGUGAUCAGUCUUCAGAUAAAGACCAGGAAGGAGAUGACUUAGAAGAUGACUUCUUUAACUUUCUGCCCCAGGGCAAGAAGUCAGCAGUGGACACUGCUGAGGAGGAACUGGUGAGGUACCUGAGGUCUCCCAGCAGGAAAGUGUCAUCGCUCUAUGGCUUUCCACGUGCCGAGCCUCAAAGCCCAGCGCUAAAGCCUCUGCUGCUCCGCUGCCACGCCUCCCAGCCCAUCGCAAGCGCCUCCCAGCUGAUUUGCGCUGGCGCGAUCGCGUCUAUUUCCACUCCUGCGCUCUAA
Molecule: messenger RNA, 904 nt
Organism: Rhineura floridana
Lineage: Eukaryota; Metazoa; Chordata; Lepidosauria; Squamata; Rhineuridae
Exons: 3
Coding region: 14-904 (296 amino acids)
Source: RefSeq, a predicted model, not a curated record